Molecule: messenger RNA, 7430 nt
Organism: Microstroma glucosiphilum
Lineage: Eukaryota; Fungi; Basidiomycota; Exobasidiomycetes; Microstromatales; Microstromataceae
Exons: 1
Coding region: 156-7223 (2355 amino acids)
Cellular component (GO): mitochondrion
Molecular function (GO): oxidoreductase activity
Source: RefSeq, a predicted model, not a curated record
GAUACAGAACCGCGCUCCUGGGAGGCUCCGUCAUAGGUGACACCACUAUAGGCCCGGUCACCUCAGAUUCUACUGCCAGGCACAAAGCAAACCCUCUGCCAAAGAGGCUACUCACGCCAUAGCAUCCUGUCACCUCCCCCUAUACAUUAUUCAUCAUGCCGCGAACGUUUAUGGACUCUAUCCUGCAGCGGCCUAGUCAGAGGUACGCACCGGAACCCAUCGCUCCAGCUGCGCCAUCUGCAUCAGCCUCGUCCUCCAAGGGCGGCUCUGGAUCAAAGACAUGGUCAGGUCCAACAGACCUACCCAAUCGCCCAUCUGGCCCCUCUUCUCUUCGGGCCUACAACCCACCUCCCUCGUCUUCUGCAAACUCCAAUCGCCCCUCUCGUACUUAUGCCACCGGACCGCCGCCGCCAGCUCCCUCUUCCGUCGCUGACAGCCAAGGAACGACCAGGAGUCGCUUCGGCAGGAAGAAGAAGACUCAUGUGCGGAACACAUCAGAGUCUUCUUAUGGGACUGCCCCGAUGGAUGACCGCGCAUCCAAUGCCGGUUCAAAUACAACCUACAUUAAGAAGAGAUGGUGGGAAACGGGCAGUCUGAAAGGAUUCGGCAAGGGCUCCAGGAGUCGGGCAGGCAGUGUAGCUGGGGAGAGCGUCUUUUCCGAUGUUGAACCGGAAGAGCGCAACGGCGGAUUGGCUUCGCUGCAACAAAGACAGUACGGCAGCCUGCCCACUCGUAGGGGUACUCGAAGCGACUUCGGAGCUCCAACAUCACAAUCCUCCAAACCACCGCCCUUGCCCCAACAUGAUCCUGCCAUGCUCAAGGCCAUGUCCAAUGGGGGAAGGCUACAAUCGGGCGUUGCUCCCUUGGGUCAGCAGCCCCCCACUCUCAGGCGGAAUCUGUCCUCGACCGGCAGUGUCGGUAGCAACAGACAUUCUACACUGGGUCUGCCCAGCCCUUCUCUGGCUGCUCCUCAGAGCUCGGCGAAUGUACGACGAGCCAGCAGCGUGGUAGGAUCCAGCUCUGCCUCUGAUUCGGGAUGGGACGACUUUACAAAGCAGAUGGCGAAGCGCGACAUUGCCCGAUCCUGGAGUCGAGCUCCAGGCUCUGUCGGUUCAUCAGCAGGUCCCACACAGAGAUCUACUGUACUGAAUCGAGUGCAGAAGGAGUUGCAGCAGGACGCUCAAUUUGAGCAAGUCGCUAGAGAUCCUGGCGUGAUUCGGGGAGAUCUACUCGCAAGAGCGACUAGCGUCGUAGGAGGCAUUGCUCCCAUUGCCAUGCAAGAUUCUCUCGUGCCCGAGCUACCUACCAAUCUUCGUCCUGGGUCUAUUGUGGGGAUGACAAGUCUGAUGUCCCCAGAAGGACCAAGGUCGACAGCAUCCACACCGGUGCCUCUUGCAAGAGCAAUGUCGCCUGGUCCACAGUCACGGGCUAUGUCUCCUCCACCUCAGUCUCGAGCCAUGUCUCCCCCACCUCAAGCUUCUCGAGCCAUGUCUCCCCCGCCUCAAAGUAGAGCCAUGUCGCCGCCACCUCAAGCGCGUGCUCUGUCACCGCCCCCGCAGGCUAGGGUCCCCCUUCCUACACAACAGCAACAGCAGACGGCCCCUGCGCCGGCGACAUAUCAGGCCCCAGCACAGCAGCAACAGCCAUCCGCAGCGUCGCAAAAUGCGCAAAGCAUGCCGCCUCAAGAGCAGCCUGCUCAGGCGAGCAAGGUUGUUGAACCUGUUGCAUCCCAGCCUUCGGGUCAGCAGCGUCUGCCUCCCCUCCUUCAGACGUCUUCACAGGAGCCUGCUUCCGACUCCUCUUCCUCGUAUUCCGAAGAGGACGAUGCGGAAGACAACUCAUCCUCUUCCGAGGACGAACGACCGCAAACUCUCGGAGUUCUGGCAGAAGAGGAGGAGGAUGGCUCUUCGGAGGGAGGCCACGAGAUGAGGCCAGGUCCGCGAAGCACCUAUCUCCCUCGAUCUCCCGCGCGGCAGGGUUCCAGCAGCUCUCCUCAUUCGCCCACGAGGUAUGCCACAUUUGCUGCGUCGGGACAGAGAAGCGCUGGCCUGGGCAGUAGCUCCAAUGGUGGCUUUGCUGGAGUGGGAGCACGACCUGCGACUGCUGCUGUGGUGCAGGAAGGUAACACACCCGCCCCCGCGCUACCUCCCGUCCCCGCUGCAGAGCAGACCCUGGCGUCUGAACAGCGCUCACAGCCCGAGGCGCAGCCCGAGGUGCCAGUGAGAUCAGAAAAGGAAGAGGUCGCACCAGUGGUCUCUGCUGCCACGGCUGCAACAGAAGCGCCUGUUGAGGAAGAGGUGCCUGCUCCUGCGUCUGCAAAUGGCACUGCUCCCUCGCUAAGCGGUAUGUCAGAACCCACAUCGGCGGACCUCACCGCUGCCGCCUCAUCUGCAUCAGCCAACACAACAGAGACGCCUGCAGAGCGCUCUCAAGCGCCAUCAUCAGCGACGGCAGCGGUCGGAGGCGUUGCCCCCGCUCUCGUCCUUGCUUGGAAUAUGUCAGGCAAACCGCAGCCGCCUCCCCAGCCCGAGAAUGUGGCUCCCGUAGCAGAGUCGUCGAAGCCUCCGAUGACGCCUUCCAAGAGUCAGUCAUCGACUGCCACGUCUCCUCCACCAAGUACGCCUCGCCCACAACUGCCUACUCGCACUAGCUCUGUCAACCAAGCUCUAAAGAUACCACAGACCCCGCCGCUCCCUUCCUCCCAAUCCGAGGCUUUCACUUCGGCCCCCUCCUCGCCUGUCACGCCGUCCAAGCAAAACGGCUCCGCUCCCAUGUUGGGCCGAGCAACUGCCUCGGACGAGACUGGAAAAGCGGUGACCGAGGAGGUUGAUUCUUCGUCUUCCUCGUCCGACUCGGGUGAUCACUCGAGAGAUGUGGACAAUGACAGCGGAAAAGAUGGCGAGACGUCGUCGGUCAGGACAGCACAAGCUGUCAAGGCAGCUCGGGAAGACAGCCCGAAGGGCGUCAAGUUCGAGAGCGCUGCAGGCGAAGAUGAUGAUAGCAGUGACGAGAGCGUUGAGGAUCCGGCAGACGGUAUUAGUCCCUCUGGUCGGAGAAGUGCACAGGGCAAAGCCAAGGAUAUCGAUGGCCAGGCUGAUACCGCUAGCGUUGCGGAUUCAGACAGAACUGCAGAGCAGUCGACUCGCAGACCACUGGCGAGGCGCCUGUCUUCCAGCGGCUCAAUGGCCAAUUCCUUUGCCUUUUCACACUUCAUGGGCUCUAAAAUCACCGGUAAAUCUUCUUCACGGAGGAUCAAGCUGCACGAAGAUGAUUCAGACUCUGAUGGCAAUGCUUCGGGCGACGAUGAGGAGCUGAAGAAGAGGGCUCUUGUCGAGCAGAACAGGCUGAGGAGCAUGAGCGUCGGUGACGACUUCUUUGGGCCCUCCCUUGGAGAAGUCUUGCUAGCCAUUGACAACAUGGACUUCACGACGGAGACGGUCGGAAAGACCGCUGCCUUGGAGGAAGAGGCGAGAGCUCAGGGUGUCUCGGUAGAGGAGACGACUAGGGCGCAGCUUCAAGCACAGCAGAUUGUCAGCGAAGUCAGGCGAAGGAGGGCUGCAGGAGAUGUGGAUGCAGAUCACAAGACUGUCCAGAGCGAUGCCGGUGGUCUGGCCGCUAGCUUUGCUGCUCUCUGGCUUGGAAAGCCACUGAAUGGAACUGAGGCAGAGCCUGCGAGCGAACCCGCGAGCGAGCCCACGAAGAAAGUCGUGCCUACCAGCGUUUCUGCCAUUACCGACUCGCCGGCCAAUUGGGGCGGACGAUCAUCCACGUCUACUGUUACUACCCCCACUAAGCCUGCGAAGGCGGGUCAAAGUGUUCUCGACCGGCCUCGCUUCCGACCAAGCAGGUUCAAACAGAUAGGCAGCGUAGACAUUCCCUUGGGCAAAGCGCCAGCUGAGGAGCUGCAAGCACCCGUCGAUGGGCGAUCGAACGUAGAGGCCUUCUACUCCACUGGAGCCACGAGCAACCCAUCCUCUCCCGCACAAGCCAAGAAGUCGAUCGAUCUAGGCGACCAACAGCGCUCGAAAGACAAGCCUGCGCCGGCCAAGUCGGCUCUGAAGCUCCGCCCUGCCAAGUCUCUCGCCGAUACCCUCUUUAGUUUCCCGACGAAGAGCCCUGAGAAGAAGCAGGCCAAGGCUGCUCAGAGGGAAGAAAAGGAGAGGGCGAGGAGAGAUUCGCUCAAUGAGAAGGCUGCGAGGAAGGCUGCUCGCAAGGAGGAGAAGGAGUCAAAGGGAGCAGUCAAGAGCGCAGGCACCGAUUCUCCCUCUGGCAAGAAGAAGGAGAUCAGUGAGGAGGCGACACCUGCACCUGCUGAGACUGAGGCGCUUGCCUCGCCCACUCCUUCCCUCGUCAAGACGCAAGGCGAGCCAGACGCGCAGCAGAGUAGUUUCAGUCGUCAAAGCUACGAAUCAAACCCCACCAAGCCUGGCCAGUCUGCUGAUGAAGUGACCAGCUCUGCCACCGAUCUCGCUUCGCCACAGGCUCCAGUGGCCAGUGUAGAGGAGCCUGCCGUUGAUGAGCCUGCUCAGGCUUAUGAGGGUAAUGACGUUGAGCGAGGAGAGGCCGUGACUGCAGAACAAGAAGAGUCUGCUAGCCCUCUGCAAGGUCACGAAGAUGAGAAUGCUGCUCAAAUCGAGCCACAAUACGCUCCUCAACCCGAGCCUCAGUACGAGCCUCAGUACGAGCCUCAAUACGCUUCUCAACCCGAGCCUCAGUACGAGUCUCAGCCUAUGCCUCAGGCCGAGCCUCAAUACGCUUCUCAACCCGAGCCUCAGUACGAGUCUCAUCCGGCGACCCAACCCGAGCCACAGCCCGAACCUCAAUUCGGGAUGAAUAUCAUCCCACCCACUCCUCCCGUCAUCAGUGGUGCGGACGGAAGCAACUACAUGUCAUAUGGUCCAAACACGGAUCUGGCACGAUCCGCCAGCUCGGCAUCUGGAGUCUCUUCUGCGACUGCUGUACCAUCUCGUCGUAAGGGUAGCAUCCUGCAGGCUGCCGAAGCGUACGGCUUCACACUUCCUCCCGGUCUGACUGCAGAGACCAUCGCUGCUUCAAGCGAUGCCAAGCCACCGAGAACUCCCAGCUCGCGUAAAAGUGUCAGUCCACGAAGGAGCUCGAGUAGCGAUGGUGGUCAUUCGUCCUCUCGUCGCGGCUCACACGUGGACCAGCCUCCUGUCCCGGCCAUUCCUCGAGAUCUUCAACAACCGCCUGUUCCUCCCAAAGACAACGGAUCACCACGUCAACAGUCGCCAUUGAGACUUCCCAACAAUGCUUCUCUCAGCAGUAUCUCGCCACCUCCAUCGACUGGGUCAUGGGCGGGCUCUGCUGCUGCAUCGAGUGUAGGCGCAGAUGAUUCGCCAGCUCGUAGUGGUGGCUCUGGCGACUCAUCAGGCGGCAAUGCCGGCAGAUCUGACAUGUAUGGCGUGUCCAAUAUGGCUGCGUCUGAUGUGUCUGACACUCGUCGUCAGCCCGCAAGAGUUAGGACGCAGUCUAGCAAUACGCAGCUCAAUCGUCGUCCUCAUCUCAUGACUGCCAUCAAUGAGUGGGAGUCUGCUUCCCCUGUCAAUGGUUACGGAGGAAGCGGGUACACUACCCCUGCUCAGAUGUCAAGCCCUGUUGAUGCUAUCUCGCCGACUUCACGAAGCACAGGCUCAUUGAGAAACGACGACUCGGCAAGUAUUGGAAGAGUUACCCAGUAUGGAGCAGCCUCAGAGACCUACCUUCACCCACCUGUCCCACGCUCUAGGAUGACAGCAGAGGAGAAGAAGAGGCUCGCUUUCGAGGCCCAUGUCAGUGGUAGCGAUCGUGUCUACGCUGCUUCCGAGGGGGGGCACGGAGGUGGUGGUGGAAGCGAGUAUGGCGGUUCAAGGUAUGGCACAGCAAACGGAGGCAGUGUGGAUGGCCACGGCGCUCCUCGAGGCACCCAGCGGCCGAUGUCUAUCAUGUCGGGCUUCUCUGCAGCUUCGGUCCCAAUGUCGCUCGCAAGCUUGCCAACUGCGCCGACGUCUCGAUCCGUCUAUCGCCCUCAGGACCCCGUCAAAGCUGCGUCUAGUAGUACAGUUGAUGACCGCCUCUACUCUCGUACAACGAUGGCGACCAUCUCUGUGUCUUCGGGAGCAUUCGCGAACAAGCGAGGUAGCAAGGCUCGCAGCAGUAGUACUGGUCGCCCUUCAGAUGGACCGGCUCAAUCCUCUGCUGAGGCUGUGCCAGAGCAUUUGCAAGACGAGCUGGGACUGACUGUACUCAGUCUGUCUGCUCACACGCCUCCACCCCGCAAGAUUGGUAGCCACCAGAUCUUGGUGCAAAUCAUCACAGUCGCUCUUGAUGAGAUGGAUCGUAUGCUCCUACGAGACAAGGUUCGCUCUGACUCUGCCUACGGCUGGGUCCCAGGUAGAUCCUUCUGCGGUAGGGUCAUGGAGGUCGGAUGGGAGGUCAAGCGCCUCCGCAAGGGUGACAUGGUCUUUGGUCUUCAGUCCAACCGCAAGUGUGGAGCCCUGGCCGAGUUCAUGAUCAUUGAUCAUGACCUUGUCGCCAAGGCACCCGAGGACUGCUUGACUGUGGAGCAGAUUGCAGCUCUACCGGCUACCGGUGUUCUGACAUACCAGAUCGUCCAGAAUCACUGCGUGCAUCUGCCAAAGGGAGCUCGCAUUCUCAUCCUCAAUGCCCACGAUGGUAUUGGGCUGCUGACGAUGCAGGAGUGUGCCUCCCUGGGUCUCAUCAUGGUCGCCCAAUGUCCUGCCUCGAUCAGUGAUGGUCUGGCCGUUUGCGAGGCAAAUGGUGCACAUGAAGUCGUUGUAGGUGAGCCGCUAUGGGCGAUGAAUUCUCUCCACGAGUCCUCCUUCGACCUAGUCAUCGACACCAUUGGUGGACGACGUCUUUACGACGCCUCUCGCCGUAUUCUUGCCUCCGAUGGUCAAUUCGUGACCUGCUUCGGCGACGAACACAGUUCUGCCAAUCCCAACUUCCGCUCACACAUGCGUUCCCUUCGACGGACCUUUUUCAAAAAGGACAAGAAGAAUAUCCGCUACGAGUGGACUGGAUUGGAGAAUUCAGAAGACUGUAAAGAGGCAUUGGAGAAUGUGAGGGCGGUUGCUGAGAGUGGAGAUAUUUGUCCUCGACUGAGGAGUAUCUUGCCAUUUGAAGACGCCCCGCGCGCCUUUGAUCCCGUCACGAGGGGUGGUAUCGAGGAGGAACCUGGAGCGGUUGUGGUCAGGGUGUCAUAAGAGAGAUCAGAGGGAGUGAGAAUCAGAGUUGCUUUCUUUGCAAUCGAUCGAGGAGGGGAACGGCUGAGUCUCCACGACGAUGAAGCCACUAUACUAUUCUACAUUUGCUGCUUUGUCACACAAUUCCCACAUGGUUCAUGAAUCUCAUGCAAUGUCAAUCUCUUCAGGUUCUGAUUUAGUGGCAUAUUGUGCGGCUCGGACGGAGAG